This is a messenger RNA of Pyrenophora tritici-repentis Pt-1C-BFP, 1515 nucleotides long. RefSeq names its product WD40 repeat protein. Gene Ontology annotation, molecular function: protein binding. Lineage: Eukaryota; Fungi; Ascomycota; Dothideomycetes; Pleosporales; Pleosporaceae. The record is from RefSeq and is a predicted model, not a curated record. Gene Ontology annotation, cellular component: cytosolic [4Fe-4S] assembly targeting complex. Gene Ontology annotation, biological process: iron-sulfur cluster assembly.
AAACCUACAAUCAACGACAAGAGUGAAUUCAGGGCACAAAGAAGCGGAAACAGACGUGAUUCUGGUCUCAUAGCCCAUUGGAAGCUGCGAAUUACCCAACGCUCAAUCACAUUAGCCCCCCCGCCAACAUGUCUUCGCCGACGAGCGCACCAACGCACACGCUCUCCCCCCUCGCAACCCUCACACCACCCUCAAACUCGCGAACAUGGCAAUCGACGCCACAUCCGUCUCUCCCCGUGGUCGCAACAGCAUGCUCCGACCGCAGUGUACGCGUCUACAGCCUCACAUCCUUCACGCUUCUCCAUUCAAUCACUGGAGGACACAAGCGCAGUGUACGGACCGUGUCGUGGAAGCCUGGCACAAGAGGACAAAGCGUGCUGGCAACGGGUAGCUUCGAUUCGAGUGCAGGCAUAUGGCGACGCGAGGAGCACGGCGGUGCGCUAGAAAAUGACUUUACAAAUCAUCACGCAGGUGAUACGGAUGACGACGACGAUGCAGAGGACUACCAGUUUAGCUGCAUCCUCGAUGGUCACGAGUCAGAAAUCAAAUGCCUCUCCUGGAGCCCCUCAGGACAAUACCUAGCCACGUGUUCGCGCGACAAGAGCGUGUGGGUAUGGGAAGAGCUCGAAGACGACAAUUUUGAGACGGUAGCGGUAUUACAGGAGCACGAUGGCGAUGUCAAGUGUGUGGCCUGGCACCCAGAGGAGGACCUCCUGGUCAGUGCAAGUUACGACGAUACCGUGAGGUUGUACAAGGAAGAUGCGGACGAUUGGGUACAGGUUUCCAUGAUUGAUGGGCAUGAGAAGACUGUCUGGUGGGCAGAAUUUGAGGGGAGUGGGAUGAGCAAGAAAGAUUGGAGAGCGCAGAGGGAGGGGCUGUCGCAAGAGCAGGCGCAACAUGUAGAAGAAUUGGAAAGAUCUGGGCCACGCCUGGCGACGUGUUCAGACGACUGCACGGUGAGGAUUUGGCGGCGGAAGGCGAAAGAGAGAGAUGAGAACGCAAGCAGUAAUACGGGCGUACCGAGCAUCAUCCGCUCGGCAGCAAUCGACGAGGACUGGUACCAGGAGGCAAUACUCCCCCAAGUUCACGAACGCGCCAUCUACUCGAUAUCUUGGAGCCGUAUCACGGGCAUGAUUGUCAGUGCUGGAAGCGACGGCAAAGUCAUCGUCUACAAGGAGAGGUGGCGACAGAAUGCAUCCAACGGCGACAGCAUGGACGUUGAGGGUACACAGGCACAAACGCCAACCGAGUGGGUCGUGGUCGCGGAACUAUUCUCAGCGCACGACGUGUUCGAGAUCAACCAUGUGUCAUGGGCGCGGAGAGCAGACAAGGGAAAGAGGUCAGACGAGGAAGAGGUUGUGCUGAGUACUGGCGACGAUGGUGAGGUUAGAGUAUGGACACUGGACGAAGGCAGCAUAGCAUGAGCGGUAUAGUUAGUUGUACCAGGCCCAGCAUGAAGGAGUCAUGUACCAUGUAUUUGAAUACAAGUAGUCGUCAUAACACGAGUCCAGACAC